AUGGCUGAUGACAAGGAGUCAAGCGCCGUUCCGAGCAGUGGUCCACAAACAACAGAGGAGCUUCCAACUCCCGAGACCUGUCGUAAGAUCGAGGACUAUCAGGUACUGGAUCGCGAGGGUAAAAAACACUCUUUUAAGAGUGUGUACGAUGGCCCUAGCUCUGCCGACCGCGUGGUGGUGAUCUUCAUCCGCCAUUUCUUUUGCGGUCCAGAGGGCUUGCUAAAAUUGCCCACCAGCACAUCGAUCGCCAUCGUCGGCUGCGGUGAUCCAGGCUUGAUAGAUUCCUACGCCAGCCGCACGGGCUGUCAAUUCCCAAUCUAUGCCGAUCCUACGCAAAAGUUGUAUGAGGACCUAGGGAUGGUUAGUAACCUGGCCAUGGGGCCGCAGCCGGGGUAUAUACGCAAAAGUAUGCUACGGGUCAUCGGCGAGUCGGUCGUGCAAAGUUUGAAGCAGAUCCCAAGCGGACUGGCACUUAAAGGAGGGCCAAGCAAUCAGAACGGCGGUGAAAUUAUUUAUGAAUCCGCUGGAGAGGGGCAGCCGAAGCAGAUGACUUGGUGUCAUAGAAUGACAACAACGCGCGACCAUAUCGAGGUCGAUGAGCUGGUGAAAGUCCUCGACCCAAGUCAGCAAUACUUCCAGAACCCUCAGGAAUGA
Penicillium manginii is the source of this 654-nucleotide messenger RNA. Its product is annotated as peroxiredoxin-like family protein. Bases 1 to 654 code for a protein of 217 amino acids. Lineage: Eukaryota; Fungi; Ascomycota; Eurotiomycetes; Eurotiales; Aspergillaceae. The record is from RefSeq and is a predicted model, not a curated record. The transcript has 3 exons.